This is a messenger RNA of Colias croceus (clouded yellow), 1808 nucleotides long. RefSeq lists its product as uncharacterized. NCBI's taxonomy places the organism in Eukaryota, Metazoa, Arthropoda, Insecta, Lepidoptera, Pieridae. The record is from RefSeq and is a predicted model, not a curated record. The coding region runs from base 123 to 1580 and encodes 485 amino acids. The transcript is spliced from 2 exons.
AUGAAUUUACUAGGCUUGAGCAACUUCAGCUUCACGUUCUACUGAACAUUCCUUAAAAACCACUAAUUCUUUUCAGUUAAAACAAUGGUACCUGGUAGGUACAUGCAGAUAAUUCGAUCCUCAUGCCACCACGCUGUCAUAGAAAGAAAUGCGGCAGAAAAUACCCCCAUGCAUUUGUAUCUUCACCACGACCAUGUGUUGACAGCCUGCACCUACCUCUAGACUUUUAUCUUCCCCAUCACAUGUUCUACCCACCACCGUAUUAUCACGCACCCUUCAUAAGGCACGAAUACAUUUGCGAAUGUCCCGAAAGCCCCACAGUAAGCGGUCACAGUUCCAUAGAUUACAUGGCAGCUAAUCAUAAUAGACCUGAUGAUAAACACAAAAUAUGCCCGGGAAAUUGCACGCCACCUGAAGUUACUGAUCCUCAAUAUGAUCAAUUAGUUCACAAUGAUAAUAGAGCACAGAGACACGCACAAGUACCGUAUACACCGUCAACACAUAAUGUACAACCACCGCAGUGUCCUAAUAACCCAGAGACCUCUGUAAGAAAUGAUCGCCAGAGAUACGUAGAAAAAACUGAUCAGCAGCAUAUAAACUUCGAAGAAAAUGAGUCUGUCUUAUACCCUCAUAGUACAUACCAACAGAUGACAAGAGCGCAAGAAAGAACUGGCUAUGAAGAGCAAAUUGACUCAUAUCCUAGAAGAGAAAAAGAAGUACCUAUAGGAGAGCGGAAUGCUACAUACGCAACACUAGAAUCUGAUCCAGGAACGUAUAGUUCACUUCGUCCACUGACCAAAAAUCCUGAUGCAAACGCUCAACUUCAUCAUUCAGUUAAUCCUUCUUCUCAACAAAUUGAUACAUCUGGACACAAUAAUUUUCAAGGACCACCUCCUCAAUAUACAGAUUCUAUAGACGUUUCACUACCUCAUUAUUCCCUUCCACCUAGUUCCUGCUGUAAAAACUCUCGUUUCUCGGAUUCACAAAGAACAUUUAAUUCUGAACGGACACCAAGCCCGCAAAAUAAUUCUGGGUUUAGACGUUACCAAGAUUCCACUCCUGACCCAAUAAGAAGAUUUCAAGAUAGUACCAUAGCACCUCGAUACCCGAUGGCAUCCGAUUCUAAUCCACCUCCAUGCUGCGCAAAGGCAUUUAGCCAAAAGAAGGACAAUAAACCACCUCUGUCCAAAGGUAUGAGUGGUGCUCAUAGACCGGGCUUCGUUUUCAAUGAAAAUACAGACCACACACAUGAUUUAUCUGCUAAAGGGUGUAUGUCCAACGGGUCGGGUUGCACGCACGGCAUAACCAGCAUAAUGCCAAAUGCCACACAGAUACAAGACAAGAUACCACAGCUAGAGGAAAAAACGUCUACAUGUUCUUGCAAGCAGAGUAAAAAGGUUCAAAAAGUUGGGCCAAAAAGUAAAGAAAAGAAAGAGGCUGGUACUGAAGUAAGUCACUCAGCUUCGAAUUUGAGAAACAAGAGAUUUUGUUCAUGUAGGUAUCCACCUGCGUUCGGACAGUUUAGUUGUUCUGGGAAUAUUACGGGAUCAUGCAUGUGUAAUGAACAAAAUUUCCAAUAGAUUUAAAUUUUAGUUUAGACUGUCCUAGAGAUGAUUUUAGUCUUAUUGAGUUUUCAAGUGGCUACAUUUAAAGUUAUAAAUUAAAACAACUUCAAACAUAAUAUUUUAUUAUCUUAUCUGUGUCAACUUGAAUUGGCGGGAAAUAGAAAAUAAUCUUUUAUUGCAAACAAAAACUUGAAAAUUCAAAAAUCAAAAUAUCUAGUACUUAUGCUGGUUUUUAAAACCAGU